UUGGUUGACAAAGACAACCGUGUGAUUAAACGUCAUUACAAGGAAAUAAUCGGAGAUCACAAAGAAGAGAGAAUACAACGUAAAGUUAUGGCGUUUGAAGAUGUCUGGAAGAAAAUCUCCUGGUUGUAUUACCAGUAUAUUCUCGUCACAGCUUUAUACAUGUUGGAACCUUGGGAGAGAGCAAUCUUCAACUCCAUCCUGGUAUCUGUAGCAGGGAUGGCUGUGUACACUGGCUAUGUGUUCAUGCCUCAGCACAUCAUGGCCAUACUACACUACUUUGAGAUGGUUCAGUGACACAAAUUUACCCACGCCUGGAUGUGCCUGUGACUGCUGUCACCAUGGAAUUAGAAUGAAUUCUCAUUUUAAUUCUAUGGCUGUCACCUGGACCUAGAGGACAGACAGGGGGAGAGAGAGAGAAAGAGGAUCUCAUUCCAUUCCCUGGAACUAUUUUUUAUCUGUGCUCAUCAUCAUGGAAACAUCAACAGUGUUGUUGGACAAGGUGGGGGGUGGAGGAGUACAGAGAGGAGUGCAGCGGCACGUCUGAUGUUCUAGGACAUUAAACCAUUGUUGCCUUACUGAGUUGCUUUGCAGUUUGCACAGAUAUCCUUGUUAUUAUUCACUGUACCUUUUUAUAAAUCGCCUUUUAUUACAUUCUAAAUCCCUCCUGCAAUUGUGAUUAUUAUUUUUAUUUUUUUUCUCUCCCCCGUAUGGCAUAUUUUCUCUCUUAUGCGUAUAUACGAUUUUAUGAGAUUUAUAUACAUAUCUGUAACAUUUUCUAUUUCAAAUGUUGGUUAGCAAAAAUGUUAUAUUUGUUAUGAAACUAACUGAGCGGCCUCAGGCUGGAAAGCCAUGUUUUGGGGGCAUUGCGGAAGCUAACUGUGAUAUCUUUCCUUUAAUAUAUGUAAGAAAAAUUAACAAAUGUCUGUAUUCUGAGUCCUGAAUCCAAAAUAACACAACAACAGCUCCCAGUGUGGCAGCCCCCCCCCACCUCUCCAAAACGUGUGUGUGUCUUUUGGAGGGGAUGGGUUAAAAGCAGAAGUCCCAUUUCAGUUGGUCCAUGUGUGCAAUUGACCAAUAAACUGAUCUUAAUCUUAAAUUGACAUAGUGUAAGUCAAUAUAUUAUUAAAAUAAAGAUUUAGCGUUGUCACAAA
Coregonus clupeaformis (lake whitefish) is the source of this 1151-nucleotide messenger RNA. RefSeq names its product serine palmitoyltransferase, small subunit A (gene sptssa). Gene Ontology annotation, cellular component: serine palmitoyltransferase complex. Gene Ontology annotation, molecular function: serine C-palmitoyltransferase activity. Gene Ontology annotation, biological process: ceramide biosynthetic process. Lineage: Eukaryota; Metazoa; Chordata; Actinopteri; Salmoniformes; Salmonidae. The record is from RefSeq and is a predicted model, not a curated record. The transcript has 2 exons. The coding region runs from base 88 to 294 and encodes 68 amino acids.